AGAAAAUUUAAGAAAAAUUGAUAUAACUUUAACGGAAUCUUCUGAUCGAUCAGAUAGUACUUCAUCUGAAAUUCAAACUGACAAUUUAAACAGCGACUACGAAGGGGCCGACCAAAAAGAAAAAGAUAAUAUUGUAACAACAGUUCAAUUAAAUAAACACCACGAGAGAAGCGAUGCUCUCAAUGAUGAUAGGAAACCUGCAAUCGAUAAUUUCAAUAAAUUUCAAUCAACAGGAACUACAAAAAUUGUAUAAUGCUAAAAAGGAUGAUUUGGUUAGUGACAGUGGAAAUUCUACAGCAAAAGAUUCGAAAAUAAUACAAUCAUCAGUAGCUUCUAGUUUUUCUGCAACUAAAAGUAAAAUGGAAGAGAUAACACAACGAUUUCCAUUUAAUCAAUUUUCAAACGAAACAAAAUUAUUCAAGAGAAAACCAAUAGAAAGUGACGAAGGUAUUUUUGACGUAAAGUCUAAUUGCAUAAAAACUAAAAUUGAAUCGGAAAAUAAUUUGAAAAACGAGAAACCAAUAUUAUUAGAUGAUGCACGUAUUCAAGUUAUAGUUGAAAAGCAUUGCAAUUUAAUGAAAAAUAAAUUAGAAGAUACAGUUAAAACAAACCAAAACAUCUUAAAGGAAGAAUUGAUUAAAAAGAUUGAUGACUUUAUUCAUACACAACAUGAUAAUUUUGAAAAACAGAUUGAAGAACGACACAAUGAACUUUUUAUUAAAAAUGAAUUAAAAUUUAAUGACAUACUAAAAAAUGUGCAAGAAAAUACUGGAAAGUCCUUAAUUGAAGAAUAUGAUAAGAAAUAUAUUCAAAAUGUUUCAAAUAUUGAACAAAUGUAUGCAGAACACUUACAAAAAUUUAAAAAAGAUUUAGAGGACUAUACAGAUUUAUUUAAACAUAAAAUACAGUCGGAGCUUGAUGAAAUAUCGAACGAAUUAAAAAAAGAUUUCUCAAAAAAUACCGAAGUAAUAACCAAUGGGUGGAACCAAACAUUAGGAUCAUACAAACACGUCGAGUUGGAAAGCGUAAAACAAAAUUUUAAACAAACUACAGAAAAUGUUAAACGAGAUAUGGAAGAUGAAAUACGGCAGUUUCACAUAAAAUUCCAAGAAAAACUCAAAGUUUUAUCCGAAGAUAAAUUAAAUAGUGUUGCUGAGCAAUUAGAUGUAGCUUUGCGAGAAGAAAUCAAUUUAGUUAAACAACGUGUCAACGAAAAUUCUGAAUAUGAAAUAAAUAAUAAAUCUGUGAAACAUAAACCACAAUCAAAAUUAAACAAUGAUCGUGCAGAAUUGAAUUUAGAGUAUCAAACUGAAGGUUCUCAUGGGGUUAAUUAUAAAGACAUAAGAAAAAAAAUUCAACACUGUUCGAAUGAAUUAAACGAUGCUCUAAAAUUGGUUGACGUAAUAUCAUCAACAAAUGAAUACACUGCAAGAGAACAGUACUCGAAUUUAUGCCCAAACAAAUGUUCAGUUUCGUGUCAAACCGAGAAUAUAACUAAUACAUGUAAAACGCCAAGUCUAAAAGAAUAUGCGUAUCCUGGUGAGUCGUCAACGUGCUUACAAGAUGUAAACACAAAAUACGCUAAUUAUUUGGGCCAAGCAAAGAUAUCCGAAGAUCUAUGUUCCAACUACUUAACAUCAUAUUCUCAACAACUUAAUUACAGCCCAUUACAUAUUUUAAGCCAGCAAGAAUUAAAAGUGAAGGCUGCAGAACAAAAUUUAUGUCGUUUGAUCGAUAAAUUCAACAAUUUCGAGCACGAGAAUAUCAUCAAUAAUAUUCCUAUUAAUACUAAUAUUUCUGAUGAAUACAAGUUUACCAAUAUUUAUCAAGCGCUAACACCAAAACAAAUAGCAUACAAUCGGACGAAACAUUUAAGAGAAUGGCUUUACAAUACAGACUUAAAAAAUAAAAAUAAUUGAAUUCUACAGUAUUAGGUAUAAGUUACUUUUAAGAUGUGACUUAAGUAUAGUUAUUAGUUAUAAGUUGUAACUUAUAACGUAUUGUUUACAAUUACUAACAACAAUAAAAAUAGUAAUAUAUAGUAUACAAUAUACCUACCUACGUUAUA
Molecule: messenger RNA, 2068 nt
Organism: Acyrthosiphon pisum (pea aphid)
Lineage: Eukaryota; Metazoa; Arthropoda; Insecta; Hemiptera; Aphididae
Product: centrosomal protein 164
Exons: 9
Coding region: 174-1919 (581 amino acids)
Molecular function (GO): protein binding
Source: RefSeq, a predicted model, not a curated record